Cucurbita maxima (winter squash) is the source of this 2266-nucleotide messenger RNA. RefSeq names its product probable serine/threonine-protein kinase At5g41260. Gene Ontology annotation, biological process: brassinosteroid mediated signaling pathway; protein phosphorylation. Lineage: Eukaryota; Viridiplantae; Streptophyta; Magnoliopsida; Cucurbitales; Cucurbitaceae. Bases 388 to 1851 code for a protein of 487 amino acids. Gene Ontology annotation, molecular function: protein binding; ATP binding; protein kinase activity. The record is from RefSeq and is a predicted model, not a curated record. The transcript has 11 exons.
AUAUAUAUUUAAGUUUUAAUCUUUUUUUUCUUUUGUUUAAUAAUAAUUUUCCUCAUCCAAAUCUGAAAGCAUUCAAGCCAUUUUUUUUCUCUGUUUCAGACUCCUUCAUCAACUCAGUUCUUAUGAAGUUCUCUGAAAAUGAAUUCCAGAAGAGCGAUAACUCUGUUUUGAGACCGAUUCUUCUUUACUCUUCAAUUUUCCUUCUGGGCUUCUUUACUUCUGAAUCCACGAGUAAUUAAAAACCGCUUAGUUUGCUGAUUCAGGAUUCUAUUGGAUUGGCUCAUUGGCAUGUGGCGUUGGAUGGACUAGAGGAGCUUUACAAGCACUUUUAUAAUCUAAAGCUCUGAAUCAUAAUCAUUGCAUCUGUGGUCAAAUUUGGUUAUCGGGAUGGGUUGUGAAUGUUCGAAGUUCGCAGAUUGUUGUUUUGGUUCAGAGGAAACCAAGCCAGUUGCUAGUGUUCCAGAAGAUGAAAGUGUUGUGAAGAGCGAGUUGGAUGUGCCCACAUUUCGUGAGUUCACCAUUGAUCAAUUGAGGAUGGCUACGUCUGGAUUUGCUGUUGAAAAUAUAGUAUCUGAACAUGGGGAAAAGGCUCCGAAUGUGGUUUACAAGGGGAAGCUCGAUAACCAGAGACGAAUUGCCGUUAAAAGAUUUAAUAGAUCAGCCUGGCCAGAUGCUAGACAAUUUUUGGACGAAGCAAGAGCUGUCGGUCAGCUUCGAAACCAUAGAUUGGCAAAUUUACUUGGCUGUUGCUUCGAGGGCGAGGAGCGGUUGCUUGUUGCAGAAUUUAUGCCCAAUGAAACAUUAGCAAAGCACUUAUUUCAUUGGGAAAAUCAGCCGAUGAAGUGGUCGAUGCGGUUAAGGGUGGCACUACAUCUUGCACAGGCUCUUGAAUAUUGCACCAGCAAAGGGCGAGCACUUUAUCACGAUCUAAAUGCUUACAGAAUUGUUUUUGAUGAUGAAGGAAACCCUCGACUUUCAUGUUUCGGUCUGAUGAAAAAUAGUAGAGAUGGGAGAAGUUACAGCACAAAUUUGGCAUUUACUCCCCCUGAAUAUUUAAGGACAGGUGGAAUAACACCAGAAAGUGUCAUAUACAGCUUUGGAACUCUUUUGCUUGACCUUCUAAGUGGAAAACAUAUUCCUCCAAGCCAUGCUCUAGACCUCAUACGGGACAGGAAUCUUCAGAUGCUUACUGAUUCUUGUCUGGAAGGACAAUUCUCAAAUGAUGAGGGUACUGAAUUAGUGCGGCUUGCUUCACGCUGUUUACAGUAUGAACCUAGAGAGCGUCCCAAUACAAAAUCAUUAGUUGCGGCAUUGAUUCCUCUUCAGAAAGAUGUCGAGGUUCCUUCCCAUGCAUUGAUGGGCAUACCAUAUGAUGCUGCAACUAUGAAUCUGUCAUCUCUUGGUGAAGCUAGCUUAAGAAUGGAUAUGACAGCCAUACAUGAAAUCUUAGAAAAUAUUGGGUACAAGGAUGAUGAGGGUGCAGCAACUGAGCUCUCGUUCCAGAUGUGGACUAACCAGAUGCAGGACACGUUGACCUCGAAGAAAAAGGGUGACUUUGCUUUCCGGCAGAAGGAUUUCAGAGCUGCAAUUGAGUGCUAUACCCAGUUCAUAGAGGUUGGGACCAUGGUUUCUCCAACGGUAUUUGCACGUCGGAGUUUGGCCUAUCUGAUCAGCAGUAUGCCACAGGAAGCCCUUGAUGAUGCAAUGCAAGCCCAAGUAAUAUCUCCUCUUUGGCAUGUUGCAUCCUAUCUGCAAGCUUCUGCACUUUUCGCCCUUGGAAAGGACAACGAGGCACAUAUAGCGCUCCGGGAGGGUUCUGUCCUUGAAAGUAAAAGGAAUGCAGCAACCUGACAACUAGCAAAAUGAUAGACAGAAACUCUCCAUUGAAAUUGCUGUUCUUCUCAAGAUGAGAACAGAUCAGAGUUCGUACAUAUCGCAAAACGUGGGCUUAGGAUUAUCAACAUCUAGAGUUUGAAUGGAGAGAAAUGGAGGUACUUCUACCUGACCUUGAUUUGUUCAUAUUGUCAAGUUGAAGUUUUUUUAAGAUCACUUCUGGAUGGGUUGAUUUGCUGAGUUUUUCUGAGUGUUGGAUAACUUCUUUAUUCAAAACUACAGUAGUCUUAUUGCAUUUGUUCCUUUCUUAAUACAAGCAUUUUGUGAUAUCAUUGAUUAUGUUGCUUUCUGAACAUCAUUUAUCUGUAAAGGAUUCACUUUUAAAUUGCAUUCCAGGUUGAAAUGGAGAAUGCUCUUGUCAACUUCUAAUGCU